Messenger RNA from Melanaphis sacchari, 1590 nucleotides. RefSeq names its product telomeric repeat-binding factor 2-interacting protein 1-like. NCBI's taxonomy places the organism in Eukaryota, Metazoa, Arthropoda, Insecta, Hemiptera, Aphididae. Gene Ontology annotation, molecular function: telomeric repeat DNA binding. Gene Ontology annotation, cellular component: shelterin complex. The record is from RefSeq and is a predicted model, not a curated record. Bases 462 to 1292 code for a protein of 276 amino acids. The transcript has 7 exons. Gene Ontology annotation, biological process: regulation of DNA-templated transcription; telomere maintenance via telomere lengthening.
CUAAGAAAUGAAUUUUAUCGACGAUAGCAUCUUAAAUUUUUUUAGUUGGAACAACUAACUAUUGACGUAUUUUUUUUAGUCGAUAGUCUUAAUUAUAAUCAAUUAGUCCAACGUUGGUUAGUUAAGUGGUCAUGAGUAAUGAUCAACAGUAAUGAUAUGGUGAAAAUACAAUAAUAUGGCAAUUAACUUAAAUAUCGACAUAUCGGCCGGUCUUACGCGUAUUAUUAUGUCUAGUUUGUCUUUAAAUGCAUUUUUGACAUAACCAACGAUAAGCAGCGUUGCAGCGAAUUGACUACUACCGUCAUAAGCGUAUCAUUACAUUGUCAAAAUACCUUGUUAGUUGUUAUUUCAUCAUGGUGUCAUGGUACCUAAUAACGAGGAAAUACGGAUUAAAAAUAUGUUUAUAGCGUUAUUUUCUGUAUGAGACGAGAGCACGAGACCAUUAAGUACUAUCGUCCAAAAUGGAUAUUACGUGGACAGAUUUUCAUUUGGAUGAAAAUAUAUUUUAUUUUCACAAUGCUGAUCUAAAAAGUUUGACGUUUGUGCUCGAUAGUGAUACAAAAGACAAUUUUUAUUUGAACCUUUUAACUAAGUCCUUGGCAAAUGUAUUAGAUGCACCAAAUGAUCAUUCAAUGGUGCUUGCAGUACCAGGAAAAACUAAUUAUUUUCAUCCAAAGAUCCCAGCGUUUGAUGUUAAAUAUAUUGACAAUUGUAUUAAAAUCAAUGACUUUCCUGAUCCAACCAAAUAUUUAAUUAAGAACACAAGUACUGCAAAUUAUACUAAAGAUCAAAUAUUUGAUUGUUGGCUACAUCAAAAUCAAUCAUGGUCUGAUUUAGUCUCAGUUUCGGAAAAUCAAAAAAACUCUGGUGAAGAUUCUGAUGAUAUAUUUUCUAUAAAUUUACAUUUAGCUACUACUUCUUUAAGCGGUUCAUCUUUAAAAAACACAAGAAUACCCUAUUCACAUAAAGAAGAUGUCAGUAUUGUAAAAUACAUUAUCAAAAAUAAAUAUGCUUUCAAUGUUAAUGUGGUAUCAAUGUGGCAACGUAUGGAACAUGAUAAUGUAUGUAAAUAUCGUUCAUGGCAAUCGAUGAAACAGAGAUACUUAAAACAUAUUAAAAAUGAUUUAAAUUCUAAAAAACAUAGUUUUCCAUUUCUCACUCCGAAAAAAUUGCAAAUAUUACAACAAGGCUUAAGGUAUGGAAAAAAGAAAAAUAUUGAUAGAGAAGCAAUCAAAUUGAGAUGCAAUAAAACUCGCAAUUUUUAUGGGUCAACUACAGAUAGCAGUUCCUAAUUAAUUUCUUUAGUAAAAAAAUAUACAAUUAUAAUUUACUAUAGCAGAGGUUCCCGAACUUUUCACGGUACAACCUAUUUCAGUAAAUGUUUUAAUUUUGGCAAUUCACGACAUACUAAUGACCUUUAUUUUUACCAUUAUUGAUCGUUAUCUUUAAUCUAACAGCAAUGUGGUGUACUUAAUCUUUGUGAAUAUUGAUAUAAGAUAAAACUUAAUUCAAAUGUGGAAUGUAGUUGGGGCAAGGAAAGUACUGUAUCAUAUUUAUUAGAAUUUACUAGUAUUAUUUAUACAUAAAAUG